CCGGAAAAUCGUAUCAAGUAUACUAAAGAAAAAAUGACAUUAAUAGUACAACAUAUUAGUAAAUGUUUAUUUGUUAAAAAAUUAGCAAGUUUUAAAUGUGAAAGUACAUGAGGACGCCACGUUUGCAGCGGAAAAUUUAAAUAUUGAAAGUGAAUUAGGAACAGUUAAAAUUUUCUCUCCUUGACUUUUUCUCUUUUUUAAAAGGUCCGUGCGGUCCGUGUUUACCUCGUGUAGAGUUUAACAGUGCACAUAAUGUGAGAGGCGCACACAAAGAGAAACGUCAGAAGAUAAGAAUGAAUGCGUGAAUGUGAUUUUCCGAGUUUUCCUGCGGUUUUUCUGGUUUUUCUGACGUGUGGCGGCGCUCGUGAAACUUGCCUGCUCUUGCCUUGUCAUUUCGAGGUACACGAUGGUGUCUCUUUGUCGUAAUUCGUGAAUUCAGCAAAUAAUAUCAAUCGUGUUGUUCUAGUGAAUACAAGUGAAUAUGCCAUGGCUCUGUCCAGGUAAUAAUACUGAUUUCUCAUCGUUAAAGAGAAAAGAGGUUAAAAGUAGUUAAUAUUUCGUUUGAAUAGUAAUUAUUAGAAUUAUUAGAUAAAAGUGAUAAGUGAUCGUUCGCCACACAUUCUCACAAUGAAUAUCAAUGUUGAUAGUUUAAACGAGUUUCAAACCCUUUUGCAAUUUAUUACAUCGGGUGAUAAGGAGAAAAUAAUUCAAGGCUGGACCAAUCUCGAAGAGCUUGAGAAGAAUUUUCUCCUCGACAAAACACCUCGUAAUUGUGUCGACAUUCUGACAACAUCCCUCAAAGAUCUCCUUCACGGAACUGUGCAAAAUACACAAGAAUUACCAAGACUUUUAAAUUGGUUCGCUAAGUAUUUGGACAAUGAACCUGACUUGCAUCUCGGCUAUGAUUUAGCAAAUAUUCUCAAUAAUUCCAAACUCGAGGACAUUGAAAUUUUGAUGUUAAUCCUGAAUGUUGUGAAUGAUUACAAGAGAAUUUUUCUUUAUGGCAAUCAGAAAGAUGGGAAAUUUUGGAAACAAGUUGUCAGUUGUCUGGCUCGAUGUCACACGCCUAUUAAUAAGGAGGAAAUUAAAAAUUAUCAGGCAUGCACGCGGCAGAUUCAUAUUUAUCUGAGUAGUUUGAUCGACAAGAGUCUUCAUUCGUUUUGUCUGCAGAAACUUUAUAAAAUAAUUUCGGACACAAGUCGGGAAAAAGUGCCAGGAACCGCAUUGUGUAUAAUUUUGUUACUCGACAAGUCGCUGAUUAAGGAAGGUGUUUAUUUACAUCUCGACACACCUUACAAGGAUCCUGACUUGGUGCAAGCGUUGUUUGUCAUUUUCCAAUGGUGCCUCAUCUUCAUGGAUAAUGAACUCUUGUCCGAAUGGCUCAUGACUUUCAUUCGAGGAUUAGAGUUGAAGGAAAAAUACAAUAUUCUGAUGAGUGUCGCAGAGGCAACGUUAAAUUUGAACAAUGUCUUCACGGCUUUUUACUUUGAGAAACAAAGUCAAUCGGUGGGGAAAAUUCUCCUCUACAUGCUGCAAAUGCAGAGCAAUCCCGAUGUGUUUCUUACAUUCGUCGACACAAUAAAGAAUAAAAAUGUUUUGAACGUUUUGAAAAAUUUGAAUCAAGAGUACGCUAAUGAUUGUCUUCAAACAAUUGUCGAUGUGAUUGAAGCUUUAUUAAUUCGAUUCGAGGUUAAAGAUCGUGAGAAAAUCGAGCAGACUUUCCCGGUUCGACCGCGAGAAGACAUUGUUCGGAAAAUAUUGGAGAACCCUUUUUGGAAUGUCGAGAGGGAAAAUAAGUUUCAGCUGAGUUAUGUGCCGGAGAGGAGUAGAAUUAAUAUCGUCAGUAUUGAUAGUAUACGAAAUGUGGACAGUAAAGUUGGCCUCGCCAAUUUGGGAAAUACCUGUUACAUGAACAGUGUUUUGCAAGCUUUAGCUAUGACCAGACAAUUUCGAUACGAGGUGUUGAAUUAUAAAGUCAAUGAUCUUGGUAGUCAAGUUUUGCUUAGUAAAUUACAAAAAUUGUUUGCUCUGCUGAUGCAUUCGAAGAGAAAUUCUCUUUCGCCGAAUGAAAUUUUUCAAGUGUCAAGACCCGCCUAUUUUAUGCCAGGACAACAACAAGACAGUUCUGAAUUUCUUUGUCACUUACUAGAUGUACUUUAUGAGCAAGAGAAAUCGGCAAUUGCAAUUAGUGGUAAUGCAGAAACGACGGUCGAUUUGAAACCAAAUUCUGAUGAACCUAUGGAUGAAAUUAUGGGCGAUGAAUCGGUUUUGAAUCAUUGGCCAACAGAGGAAGAUUUAACCAAAAAUCCUGUUUUACGAAGGAAAACACAGUCUUUAGCUGAUUUUAGUCAAGGUGAUGAGUUGCCGCAAUCACAACAAUUGAGUGACAGUCAUUCGGACUCGACAGACAGUGGAAUCCAAUCGGUCGGUGGUGAAGACGUGACGACAUCACCCUCAAUCCUCGUCCAUCGGGUUUUCGGUGGCGAGUCAAAAAUCACCUAUCACUGUCAACAAUGUGAUAACAGUUCCGACAACACUGACAAAUUUCGCGACUUGCAAUUGUGCUUCCCCGAGGAGAUAUCCGAGAAUCACGAGGUCAGUGUUCAGAGUCUCAUUAAUUAUUACCUCGCUCCUGAGAAAUUGACCGGCGACAAUAAAUAUCGUUGUGACAAAUGCAUGAACCUCUGCGACGCUCAGAGGAUAAUCAAAAUCCUUCAAGCACCCGCACAUCUCAUCCUGACACUGAAGCACUUUCGCUACGAUUCGGACAGUCGGCUGAGGGCAAAGCUGCGGCACAAAGUCGCCUACGAUGAGACAAUUCAAUUGCCCGUUUUGGACUCGGAGCCCGAGACUUAUCGUUUGUACGCCGCCGUCGUUCACUCGGGUUACAGUGUCGACUAUGGACAUUAUUUCACCUACGCCUGUGACUCGAGGCAAAAGUGGUACAGAUUCAACGACAAUUACGUGUCAUGCACGACACUCGAGGACUUCAAGAGACUCGAGCCGCCUGACACGCCCUACAUUCUCUUCUACGAGAAGUCCACCACCGUCGGUGCCUUUCAGGAGGACAAACAGGAAUUGGCCACGCUCAGGAAUCAUUUGCAGGACAUUGUCGAGAACGACACCAAGUCUCUGCUCAAUGAGUCGCGCUAUCAGGACGACCGAAGGAAACCCAGCUUCUCGAUAAGUCGACACGACAAUUCCGACGACGAUAACAACACGCCCUCCAGCACUUGUCGCGGCUCCCUCAAGUUCACGUCCAACAAUUAUCUUUGCUAGACGAAAUUGCUCUUUCAAGAGGAGGCUUUUUCUCAAAGACUCGAAAGUGGAUUGCAAUUCGCCAAAAUCGAUUAAUACGUCUUUGUUUUCGAAACAGUUUUAUUGUUGAAUGUUAUUUAUUUAUAUAGAAUAAUUCACUUCCAAAAACAAAAAAAAAAUUACGCUUAAAUUUUAUUAUAUAAAAAAAUAUCUGUACUGAAAAAGAAAAAAGUGUCAAAUUUUUGUUAAAAUCGUUUUUUACAAUGCAACAACACUGCGUCGCAAAAAUAAUAGACUGCCAGCCUUGGUAUGUGAAAAACUUGAAAGCAGGCUUGAAAGCAGGCUUGAAAGUGUAGUGACUGAAUUUUCUAGCACUUUCUUUAAGAGAAAGAAAAAAAAAGUGUCCGAGGGAAAACAUUUUUAGUAUAUUUUUAAAACGUGUACCAUCAUUUGUUUUUCCGAUUAUAAAAAUGAUGGCGAAUGAUUUUUUAAAGCUGUGUAAAGCAGCAUAAAAUCAUACACACAAAACUUUGACAGUAUUUAAUUGAUGCAUAAAUGCUUUUUAUAGUCAACUUGCAAGUGUUCGUUAUAUUAUAUUUGGUAUCUUUCAUAAAACACUCACGUAGAUAGAAUUUUAUUUAAAAAAACAGAUUCAUUGAAUUUCUUAAUUUUAAUCACAAUUUGUUUGAAUUUUCCGCAUUCAACUGAUUGAAUCGUUCAGUUCAAUUUAUAUUGAAUUCAUAAAAUCAGUCGAAUUUGAAAAUUAGGGUGACCGGUGCUUUAAGAGUAUUUGAACGAUUAUUAUUUACUUUCCCAGAGUCCGGUUAAUAUUUAAAUAUUUACUUAUAAAAGUUUUUCAACAAUUUUCUUAAAAAUACUUCGAAACUCCAAAAGAUUUGUACUUUGUAAAACGUGAUAAUUGUUCAAAUUUCCUUCAGGGUGUCUUGCAAUAAUAUAAUAUUGUUAAUUUGCAAUUGGUUAAUUGUAUUUAUAUUUUACCAAU
Molecule: messenger RNA, 4261 nt
Organism: Leptopilina heterotoma
Lineage: Eukaryota; Metazoa; Arthropoda; Insecta; Hymenoptera; Figitidae
Gene: DUBAI
Product: ubiquitin carboxyl-terminal hydrolase 35
Exons: 3
Coding region: 628-3279 (883 amino acids)
Biological process (GO): protein deubiquitination
Cellular component (GO): nucleus; cytosol
Molecular function (GO): cysteine-type endopeptidase activity; cysteine-type deubiquitinase activity
Source: RefSeq, a predicted model, not a curated record